AUGCUGGAAGAUCCGCGGGAGAAGGCGUACAAGGCGGUCGCCUACUCCGCGGUCACGUUCAGCUUCGUCGCCAUUCUCAGCGUGUGCGUCUCGAUGCCCGUCGUCUUCAAUUUUGUCGACUCCAUCCACCAGCAGACGAAACGCGACAUGUCCUUCUGCAAGGUUCGUCCAGAAUCUUUCUACUUUGGAAUUUUGAGUCUAAAAUAUAUUUCUUGCAGUAGAGUUAUUUUUUAAUUUUAAACUUCAUGCGAGUGCAACUUCAGUAUGUAAAUUUAAGUUUUGGUGCUAACUGUAAUCUUAAUUUUUGAAGUUUGCUCUUAGAACAUCGAAAUCAAAAUUUAUCGGAGUUAUUUAUUCAAUGUCGACCUUUUGGAGACUGAUGAAAUGUUUUUAAGCUUUUCCUCUCAUUUCCGGUUUUCAACAGUGUGAUCAAUAGUUCGCGAUGAUUUAGAACUUUUCAUUCGAAGAAAAUAACCUCGAACUUUUGUUUUCUUGCUCGAUGUCAGUAUCAUUUUCUGAAAUAAUUUAUUUUCUCACGGCCUGCAAUACUUCUGGCUCCUUCUGUAUAUAUGACUCGCCUAAUCGAAAUUUGAAAAAAAUGAAUUGAAAAAAAAAGCUUUUUUUUCAAGCCGCUUUUUACAGACAAUACGGCUACACACCUUCUUAUUCUUAUAAUAAUAAUUUAUUCACAGAUCAGUGUGAACCCCAACGAGUUCACUUCGAUCUACAAUUUAAAUAAGGAAAAAAAAAAGUUGAAGUAAAAAACAAAAAAUUGAGAUCCGUGUAUUUUCUUCACUGGAAGUGGUAGCUCUCUCAGUCGGCCGAGGCUACCCGAGAGUGUACACGGAGUCCGUGCCCGAGCCCCACCAUCACCGCCGUGCCCGUACCCGCGAAACUGAGGGAUCAACUUGUGGAAGAACGAGGCGAAGGACCGUAA
Messenger RNA from Caenorhabditis auriculariae, 937 nucleotides. NCBI's taxonomy places the organism in Eukaryota, Metazoa, Nematoda, Chromadorea, Rhabditida, Rhabditidae. The record is from the annotation of a GenBank genome assembly.